GCAUGUCUACUAUUAGUUUCGAUAAAUUUAUUUCAUUAGGACGUAAAGUCGACCAAGGCAUUAGAGAAUUAGAAGAACUAUGGCAUCUACCUCGCGUUUUUGUGGGUGGUUAUGCAGAUCUGACAGAACAAACCGAAGAACACAUAGAAGUGCUAAAAAAAUCUAUUCAAUGCACGCAGGUAAAGAUUAUUGAUGAUAUAAAUAAAAUGAUUCAAGAUAAUGUAUCCAAUCAAGAUGCAAUAAAUGAAAUGAAUAGUUUUCUUAAGGAAGCUGAAGAUGUAUAUAAUACUAUAAAAGAAGAUAUUGAUAACUUAGAAACUGUAUUUGAAGAAUAUGGAUAUCAUUAUGAUAAAAGUAUUGUCAAUGAAACCAUAAAAUCCAAAGAAACUUCUACGACAAGUGAUUUGAAUGAUUCAGAUGAUAUACAAGAAGUUGUUUUUACUCCUGAUUUGGGUUGGCGUUGUAAGAAAAAGUCUAUUGAUAAGACCUCAUCGAUGAAUGGAGAUUCAUAUUUAUCUGAGGGAAGUGCAAUUCUAAAGAAAAUAACUGAUAUUGCUUUAGAAUCUAAGGAGACGGAAAGAACUCAUAACACAGAUGAUUUAAAUCAUACAGAUAAAGAUAUUUUUACUCCUGUCUCAAGUCGACGUGUGCAAAAGAAAUUUGAUGAUCCAUUAUCCAUAAAUAGAGAUUUAUAUACACCUCGGGAAAAUAAGAUAUUAUUAUCCGCACAAAAGUCAGAAUUAAAUUCUGCAAGGAAUAAGCAAUUAUUGACACCAUUAAGAGAUAGGCCGCAAUAUCAAAUUUACUCAAAACAUUUCUACAGCUUAAAGAAGAAAGAAGCUAAUAAUUAGAUUUAAUUAUAAGAUAUAAGAUUACUCAUACAUUGUAUUAUUGACUAUAAUUCAUAUUGUAUUAAAAAUUAUAAUAUUAAACUUAUUAUAAUAUUUCUAAUAAAUAACAUACAUAAUUAUUAAAAUACUUACUUGGCCAUCUUUGAGACUUCAAAGUUAUAACAAAAUGAAAUGUAUAUAUUAAUAAUGUAUAUGUUUAAUGAAAGAUAAUAAAAAUUAUAUGAAAUAUUAAUAUAACUGAAUAAAUAUAAAAUAUACUUCAUGAUUUUAAACGAAUUCAAUGAUUAAAAAAAAAAGGAAAAAAGAAUUUAGCUAUACAGUUAAUGUUUUUCUUAUGAUAUUCCUUUUACUUUGAUACAUUAGGUUAUAUUUAGUUAAAGGAAGGAUGAUGUUUAAUUAGGAUUAUAAGAUGGGACACGAUAGCAAGCAAUUCGUUUCUCAUAUUUAUUUGUUAUUGCAUACUGUUUAUGUUAGUAUAUUACUUAGGUAUACGUGCCAAGUAGCAACUUAAAUGUAUGAUUGCGUGAUUCAUCUGUCUGUCCUUCCGUUAAGUACGGAUAGGUUAGGUAGGUAGGUAAUGUAACGCUUACUCCACUAUAUAUAGGGUGUAUUUAUAAGUAUAUCAUAUUUCGGUAGAACGUCAUCUUACUAGCUAAUCUGUAAUAAAUAAAAGAGGGCCUACAAUGAGUGACGGUUCUUUUUCCUUUGCAGCUGUGUGACUAUAUAAAACGCAAGAAGGGGGGGGGGAUAGAAGAUAAAUAUUACGAAAACAAAAAAUAAAAAAAGAAAGAAAGAAGAAACGAAAAGAAGAAGAAGAAGAAGAAGAAGGAAAAAGAGUAAAACGUCGUCUCGCGGUUUAACACGUUCCCUUUAUCUCUUAGGUUAUACUCGUGUUUCGUCGAAAAAUGUAAAAAGAGAGAGAGAGAGAGAGAGAGAGAGAACGAGAGAGAUAGAAGAAGAGAGAAAGAGAGUGAAAGAGACAAAGACAGACAAUUCGGUCGGCUGUUUAACGCUUUUCUUUCUAAUCAAACACUAUUUGUUCCUUUAAAUUCUCCAAUAAAUUCAUUACACUUUCACGCAUACAUAAAACAUAUAUCGAAAAAAAAAAAGAAAGUAAUACGUACGUAUUGCAUAUACAAUAGUAUUGUAUUUUAUAUCGCAAAAUUAUAAAGAUAGUAAAUAGUAAAUGCAAUUGUUUCUUCGUUUGAUCAAAAGCAGCAAGAGGAAGGAAGAUAAAAAGAAGACGAUCGAUCAUAUAUAUCAUACAUACAUAUGU
Molecule: messenger RNA, 2127 nt
Organism: Vespa crabro (European hornet)
Lineage: Eukaryota; Metazoa; Arthropoda; Insecta; Hymenoptera; Vespidae
Exons: 4
Coding region: 3-851 (282 amino acids)
Source: RefSeq, a predicted model, not a curated record